UGUGCGUUGCGAGAUUAAGCAGCGAUUUUUAGAAGGUAUUGAUCGGAACGAUACAUUGAUCAAUAAAUCAAAGAAUACACAACGUCGACAUAAAUUCCUCUGCUUCUAAAAAAAAAAAAGCGUAUCCCGCAAUGUACGCAUGCUAUAUAACUGGAUUAAACAGCACGGGGCGAUGCGUUCAAAAGAAACGUAAAUUACAACCAUCUCGGAUGUAUACGUGACUAUAGAUGUAGAGUGUUAUUUAUUAUUGGUGCCAUUGUGGAGCAGAUUGACUGACCACCGCUCCCCCGCCUCCAUCCCAAAGCUGUCAUCCCGAGCGUGUUCGCCUCGCAAUCCCUAAACGGCCGGAUGGUGAGAAGACGUGCGCUGCAACAUGGUGGCGUGAGUGACUUCCAGUGAGGGCAGACAUCACUCUCCCGAGGCUGGGAGACAUCCACUUAGCUGGGGCAAGUGGGGGCGACGACGUCAGACAACCACUGGAAUCUGUGACAUAUUCGACGCGGAGGAACCUCAAGAGUGAACAUACGGACGGAGACUUUGGAGGCGAGACACGGCGGCGGUUUUCCACCCCCUUCUUCCCGUGUUGUCGGCAACAGCGCCCCCCUGCUGCGGAGCACAGAGUCAGGAGGCAGCAGGUGCAGCUGACGCAAAGGCUUUCUAGCAGGCAGGGCGAGUUGGGGCACCCAGAGGGAGAGGAGCCGCGGGAACUCCAGCAAACACUGGAUCAGAACUCUCAGACGGGACGGGUUUAGAGGGAGACUGGACCUGAACCAAAGCACUCAACAUAACUUUGCCUCAGCCAUGUAUGUGACCUAUCUGGAGUUAAACUAUGGAAAGCUCUCUGCACCCACCAUUACUAGUCUCCAAUCUUUGGACACAACCCCAAAAGCUUAGUUAGCGGCUGUGCUCCUCCCCUCUAGUUCUUUCCGACCAGGGGACAAAGAAAAGGAGUGUGCCUAUCUAAGUCCUCCACACACGUGCAAUUAAUAUAAAAAAAAAAAGUUUUUUGUUCCUGUGUGCGGAGUGAAACCAUAUCAACAUGGAUCUGGAUUCAUACUUGUGGAUGGUCAUUUUUGGCUUCAUCAUAGCCUUCAUUUUGGCCUUUUCCGUGGGCGCCAAUGACGUGGCGAACUCCUUCGGGACAGCGGUGGGGUCCGGCGUGGUAACGCUGAAGCAGGCCUGCAUUCUCGCCUCCAUAUUCGAGACGCUGGGCUCUAUGCUGCUGGGGGCCAAAGUGGGUGAGACCAUCCGCAAAGGCAUCAUUGAUGUCAAUCUGUACAACGAGACGGUGCCUGUGCUCAUGGCAGGAGAGGUCAGCGCUAUGAUCGGCUCUGCAGCGUGGCAGCUCAUUGCCUCCUUCCUCCGACUGCCCAUCUCCGGAACUCACUGCAUUGUGGGCGCCACCAUCGGCUUCUCCAUGGUGGCCAUUGGCACCAGGGGCGUCCAAUGGAUGCAGCUGGUUAAGAUCGUGUCGUCUUGGUUCAUCUCCCCCUUGCUGUCUGGACUCAUGUCUGGAAUCCUCUUCCUUCUCAUCAGGAACACCAUCCUCAAUAAGGAAGACUCUGUUCCCAAUGGCCUGCGCGCGCUGCCCCUCUUCUACGCUACCACCAUUGGGAUCAACACCUUCUCCAUUAUGUACACCGGAGCACCAUUGCUCGGGAUAGAGAUGCUACCGAUCUGGGCCAUAUUUCUCAUCACCUUGGCCGGGUCGCUGGUGUGCGCGGCUCUUGUCUGGUUCUUCGUCUGUCCAUGGAUGAAAAGGAAAAUAGCAAGUCGUUUAAAGAAAGAGCAGCAGGCCUUCUCCAGGAUCUCCGAUGAAAGCCUGGAUAAGAUCCCCGAGGAGGAGGAGGAAAGCCCCGUCUUUAAAGAGCUGCCCGGGGCCAAGGGGACGGAUGAGGCCGUGCUGCCGCUCACAGGAGGCAGUAGCGAGAGGAAUGCUCGCACCUCCAACAGCGAACUCGCCAACCUGGCCAACGGAGGCACUGUCAUGCCCAACGGCAGAGUUUAUGGUCGCACCCACUCGAUGACCAACGGCUGCCUCAAGUCGCCAGUCUCCAACGGCAGCUUCACCUUCGACGGCCACAUGCGCAGCGACGGCCAGGUGUACCACACCGUACACAAGGACUCGGGUCUGUAUAAAGACCUGCUGCACAAGAUCCACCUGGGCCGCAUGGACGACAACGAGCGGCCGGGCGCCAGCGCGGGCCAGCCCGACAACAACUACCGCCUGCUGCGCCGCAACAACAGCUACACCUGUUACACGGCGGCCAUCUGCGGCAUGCCCGUGCAACCGCUCAUGCGCACCGAGUCGCGAGACGACAGCGAAAAGCUGGUGGGUGAAGGCGGCGGCAUCCGCAGCAACAGCGUGUCCUACUCCAAGAAGCGGGUGCGUUACGACAGCUACUCGUCCUACUGCAACGCCGUUGCUGAGGCGGAGAUUGAGGCAGAGGAAGGCGGUGUGGAGAUGAAGCUGGCCACCGAGCUGGAGGGGGUGGAGGAAGAAGGGGGCCCCGCCCCCGAGCCCCUAGAUGACUUGGCUGAGGAGGACCACGAGGAGAAAGACAAGCCUGAGGUCUUCCAGCUUUUCCACUUCUUGCAGAUUCUCACUGCCUGUUUCGGCUCCUUCGCUCACGGAGGCAACGAUGUCAGUAAUGCCAUCGGACCUCUGGUGGCGCUGUGGAUGAUUUACGACCAGGGAGGUGUGAUGCAGGACGCCGCAACUCCCAUCUGGCUGCUGUUUUAUGGCGGCAUAGGCAUCUGCGCGGGCUUGUGGGUGUGGGGUCGCCGGGUCAUCCAGACCAUGGGGAAGGACUUGACUCCCAUAACCCCCUCAAGGUGGGCUCUGUGGUGGCGGUCGGCUGGAUCCGCUCCAAGAAGGCGGUGGACUGGCGCCUCUUCCGGAACAUCUUCCUGGCGUGGUUCGUCACCGUGCCUGUGGCGGGCCUGUUCAGCGCCGCCGUCAUGGCCGUGUUCGUCUACGGCAUCCUGCCCUUUGUGUGACGCGGGGGGGACGUGGCCGGGAGGGAGGGAUAACGAAAUCAUGGAGCACCCGAGAGUCUUGAUAGUGCAGGAAGACAGGAAUGACGAAAGGUCGAAGGUGAAGAGAAGGGAUGUGAGGAGGGUUGGUUCAGAUGCUGCCUGGCUAAAUUCAACCCUUCAAUGUCGUGCACUUAAAUCCUACAAAAAAAAAAAACAUGGCUGCUGUUCACUCUGUGAUUAUUAAUCCAACAUGCCAGAAAGCAACUGUACAUAUUACUAUUAUCAUUAUAUACAGCAACUGUUGUCUUGCUUCAAAGUGUGUGGUCAAUCAACCCAUCUCACUUCCCCCUCAUGCUGGCCUGCAAGGUACAAGGGAGGGAAGGCAAGGCGCCUCAGUAAGGGCCGACGAGACUGUCGCUCUGCUUUUUAUGUUUCUUUUUACAUCAGACCGUACAAAAACCUGAUUCACUACAGAGUUAAUUUGUUUGUAUGGAUGGCUUGUUUUUAAAUGUUCUGUACCGUAAUCUGUACUGUAAAUAGAGGGUGGAAACUGGGGGGUUGGGUGGGGAGGUCAUCACCAUGUCAUAUUCUGGUUUUAUUGCGUUUUUUGUGGCAAAUUAGAAACGAUCAUUCAUACAAAAUAUAUUGGUGUAGUACCCCAACAGUCCGCUAGGGGAUGUGCUGCGUCUCAGCUGCUCAAAUGAAAGGAAAAAGACAAAAUGUCGGCGGCUCGAGAGUUUAAAGAACAAGGCUGCACUUUUGAGACAUUUGACAUGCCAAAGUAAGAUACUCUCGUCACCACGCCGGCUUUUAAAAGUAGAAUUAUGGAGUUUAACACAUAAAAUUGACAUCUGCCUUUUUUGGGGGGUUUGGUCAAAUACCCGUUUGGUGUCAUAUGUGCUGUAAUGAGAUGCCUCAAACCCCCAAUAAUCCGUGUUUGUUUUUCCAUUUGAAACCAACACUAGAAAAAUCUGACUUUUUAAACAAAGAAUUUUAAAAAAAGUAAAUUGUUUGCGAAUCAGUUUGAUGGCUGCAUACACCCGGAAGUAGUUUGUACGCCGACCCAUCUGCUUUAAGGUUAUGGUUUUAAGUUUAUUUCCAGCAAGCAUACAGUUACAAUAUAUCACAUAUUUUUAUUUUCUCCUUACAACAUGUUCAAAAAGCAGUAGAAAGAAGCAUAUCAUUUUUAAUCUUACUUAUUUUCCAUUUCAAAGCAAUUAGUAACACAUUUGUUCACUUCCUGUUCUCAUUUCGUAACAUCAUUUAAAUUAUAAACAUUUUUCUUGUAUGGGAUUUGCACUUUGAAAAAAUGCCUAUCAACCGCAAUCCUUAUGAUCACACAAUUGCUUCUUAUUUUUAGGCAUUCUAACUAGUAAAUACAAUUCAGCUAACAAUGGAGACAAUGGGGAACACUCUCUUCUGCCUAUAAAGCGCUCUAAAAACACAUCCAAACACUUACAACGUUUUAUAUACAUGCUGUAACUAUAUAUGUUACGUAGACAUAAUAACAGGCAAUAGUUACACACUUUGCUAAUUCUUAGCAUAUGUGGGUUUAUUAAUUUCACAGGUGCUUCACAACGUUCACUAUUUCACAAAUAUUACUACUGAUGACAGACUUCAUGAGAGCCAACAAACAUAAUAAAACAAUAGCUUACUGUACAAUGCCUGCUCUCACUGGGAUUGCCAACACUAAAUGUUCCCUAGUGUGUGAAUGUGAGUGUGAAUGUUGUCUGUCUAUCUGUGUUGGCCCUGCGAUGAGGUGGCGACUUGUCUAGGGUGUACACCGCCUUCCGCCCAAAUGCAGCUGAGAGAGGCUCCAGCACCCCCCGCCACCCCAAAAGGGACAAGCGGUAGAAUUUUGGAUGGAUGAAUUGAUAAUCUGAUGACGUAUGAACAAGUGGUACAGUGUAUUUCUACAUUAAUACAAUGUAAAUAUACAGACACUAUUAGGUCAUAUAUUUUUACUAAACUGUAAGUAAAUGAAAUACAAAGCAAUAUUAUACAAAAUGUUCGAUCUAAACACAAAGUGUACAGGGUUUUACAUUAAAAUUCAGGCUCUUGCUCAGUGUCAUCGACUCUGUAGGUGAUGAAUUUAUGAGGGUCAGACGAGUUCUUAUGGUUUAUUUUAUCUGUAAACAACAAUAUAUAAAUAAUAAAUGUCAGUGUUUAUCUCAUGCCGACAACAUAAACGCAUCAGAUUUAGCAUUAACCUGUUAGCAUUAGCGUUUGCUUGAGACUAAUAACUACAUAAAUACACUGACUACUUUUACUGCAUAUAUAUAUAUAUAUAUAUAUAUAUAUAUAUAUAUAUAUAUAUAUAUAUAUACAUGUGUGUGUGUGUGUGUGUGUAUGUGUAUGUAUGUAUAUGUAUGUAUACAUAUAAUGAGUUUUCCUUGCCUUUAAGAAACUAGUGAUAUAGGGCUAUAUAAAUAAACAUUGAUUGAUUGAUAUUUACAUAUAUAUAUAUAUAUAAAUAUAUAUAUAUAUAUAUACACACAUAUACAUUUACAGUAUAUGUAGACAUGUAUGUGUAAAUAUACAUGUAUGUAUACAUAUUUAUAUGUAUAAAUUGAUGUGUGUAUGUAUGUAUAUAUGUAUUAUAUAUAUGUAUAUACGUAUAUGUAUAUAUAUGUAUAUAUGUAUUAUAUAUGUAUAUAUACAUAUAUAUGUGUAUAUGUGUAUAUAUAUAUAUAUAUUUACUAUAUAUAUAUAUAUACAUACAUGGAUAUACAUAUACACAAUACAUAUAUAUAAUAUAUAUAUACAUACAUACACACAUUAAUUUAUACAUAUAAAUAUGUACAUAUAUAUAUAUAUAUAUACAAAAAGCCGCAAAAGGCACGCAAUUUCUGACAACUUCUCGGUUGUAAAAAAAUUGCAUGCCUUUUGCUGCUUUCCAGACGUUCGUUGAUGUCACCAAAAGUCUCAAAAACCUGUUAUCGUGUGUAUUCUUAAUCGUGCUGGGUCCUCCUUGGUCAAUUUUGUCCAUCCAUCCAUCCAUUUUCUACCGCUUAUUCCCUUUCGGGGUCGCGGGGGGCGCUGGCGCCUAUCUCAGCUACAAUCGGGCGGAAGGCGGGGUACACCCUGGACAAGUCGCCACCUCAUCGCAGGGCCAACACAGAUAGACAGACAACAUUCACACUCACAUUCACACACUAGGGCCAAUUUAGUGUUGCCAAUCAACCUAUCCCCAGGUGCAUGUCUUUGGAAGUGGGAGGAAGCCGGAGUACCCGGAGGGAACCCACGCAUUCACGGGGAGAACAUGCAAACUCCACACAGAAAGAUCCCGAGCCUGGAUUUGAACCCAGGACUGCAGGACCUUCGUAUUGUGAGGCUGACGCACUAACCCCUCUGCCACCGUGAAGCCGUCAAUUUUGUCAUUUACCUUAAAGAUCAAAUCCACAUCAAACUACUUCUGGGUGAAAAAUUACGUUUACAUUUCUUUUUAUAUGUAAACACUUAAUUUUUGUGUGUCUGUGUAUAUAUAUAUGUGUGUGUGUAUAUAUAUAUAUAUAUAAAUAUAUAUAUAUAUAUAUACAGAAGUGGCUGGGGAGAGGGAAGUCUGGGGUUCCCUGCUUAGGCUGCUGCCCCCGCGACCCGACCUCGGAUAAGCGGAAGAAGAUGGAUGGAUGGAUGGAUAUAUAUAUAUAUAUAUAUAUAUAUAUAUAUAUAUAUCAUCGAUUCUCAUUUUUUAAAAAUCGAUUUAUUUUUAUUUUUUUAUCAAUCCAACAAAACAAUACACAGCAAUACCAUAACAAUGCCAUUCAAUUUCAAAACCAAACCUGACUCAGCAACACUGCAAUAAACAGAGCAAUUGAGAGGGGACACAAACACGACACAGAACAAACAAUAGUAGUGUAUCAAAAAUGAAUAUUAUCAACAACAGUGUCAUUAUUAGUUAUAAUUUCAGCAUAGCAGUGAUUAAAAAUCCCUCAUUGACAUUAUCAUUAGACAUUUAUAAACAUUUAAAAAAAGGAACAAUAGUGUCACAGUGGCUUACACUUGCAUCACAUCUCAUAAGCUUGACAACACACUGUGUCCAAUGUUUUCACAAAGAUAAAAUAAGUCAUGUUUUUGGUUCAUUUAAUAGUUAAAACAAAUUUACAUUAUUGCAAUCAGUUGAUAAAUCAUUGUCCUUUACAAUUAUAAAAGCUUUUUACAAAAAUCUACUACUCUGCUUGCAUGUCAGCAGACUAGGGUAGAUCCUGCUGAAUGAAUAAAGAAUCCUUUUAAAUCGGGAAAAAAUCGUUUUUCCGAUGUGAAUUCACACGAUUUUUUUUCGUGUUGAAUUGAAAAAAAAAUCGAUUUUGAAUCGAAUCGUGACCCCAAGAAUCGAUAUUGAAUCGAAUCAUGGGACACCCAAAGAUUCACAGCCCCAAUAUGUAUAUACUGUAUAUGUGUAUGUAUAUACAUGUGUAUAAAUACACGUUUAUAUGUACAUGCACGUGUAUAUAUGUAUAUAUAUGUUUAUUAAUAUGUGUACAUAAAUGUGUAUAUAUGUAUAUGAAUGUGUUUAUGUGUAUAUAUACGUAUACAUAUAUACGUAUAUACAUAUAUAAAUAUAGACAUAUGUAUAUAUAUGUUUAUAUGUAUAUGUAUGUGUGUUAUAUAUGUAUAUAUACGUGUAUAUAUAUGUACAUGUAUAUAUACGUAUUUAUGUAUACGUAUUUUUUUGUGCAUAUGUAUAUACCUAUAUAUUUAUAUAUAGGUAUUUACAUAUACAUAUAUUAUACAUCUAUACAUAUGUAUAUACGUGUAUGUAUAUGUAUAUAUAUAUAUUUGUAUGUAUUUAUAUAUACGUGUGUGUAUAUAUAUAUAUAUAUAUAUAUAUAUAUAUAUAUAUAUAUAUAUAUAUAUAUAUAUAUAUAUAUAUAUAUAUAUAUAUAAACACGGACAGGUUUUCGUAUUUUAGUGGUGGUUUCAAAUGAUAGCGGGGUUUGUCAUAUCCAAAACUUCAGCUGUAGUACAGUUCUCACAUUUUAUGUCAUGCAGAGCUAAGGUGGUUUCAGUCAUAUCUCAUUAGGUGUGUUGCUCCUCCAAACCUGCUGUUUGACACCGAGAAAUGAUCAAAAUUAGAUGGUACCUGACGGGGAGAACUGUUCAUCACCAGCUUUUUAAGAAGUUCACAUGACCCGUAGAUUUUGUUUAUCCGAACAAAAUCUCCUGUGAUGUAUUUUCCUACUUUUCCAUUGCUCACGAACAAAUCUAUGCUUAUGUAGCCACCUGCCUUUGUAACAUUGUUUGUGCAGAUGAUCAUGAAGUACUAUGGUGUUUACAUCGUAACAAUAUUGUCUAGAUGACAUGGAAACAAAACAAAAGUACAGUUGCCAAUGAAAGAGGAAGACUAUAAUUCACUGCAGUGAGUUGACGAAUAUUAAUAAUAGCCAGAAGUGUCUAGAGAAGAGUCUAACAAGUGCGUUGUGAUGACAUUUUUUGUUUUUCUAGCUGUAGCGCUAAUCACUAUGCUAAGAGUUUAUCUAGAGACAUUUCAUCAAAACGAUAUAUUUUUCUACAAUAUUUGAAUCCAAGGGGUUAGUGGGCACGCUGAUGGCGAUCACAAGGGUGUGCCACCACUUCUCUGCCACUCCAAAGUCCAGCGUGUCUUUGAUUAAAAAAACGCAUGAAUUGAAGGGGGUCGUCUGCCAAAAGAUUAAGGUUUGAAAACUUCCAACGUAUAUUUAAUUUUUUGAAAAGAGUUGUCGAUGAGAACACUUUGUAAUUUUGUUUCCCUGCUGCUUCGAGGGUGGUCGGCCAUUUUGCUAAAUUGUCAGUUAGGCGGAAAAUGAUAAGUAGGCUGUGUGUUUGGGUCCAUGCGCGUACGGUUACGGGGGGCUGUGGAAGCUUUUCAUUGGAAUUAUUUAGAUUUAUUAUCUAAGAUUAGCGUUGUUUGCAAGCGUGGGCUAUUACAACAUGGCAAACUCCCACUGCCAUUUCUGGAAACGAAGAAAUUCUUAUGGCCCCAUCCCCGGUGAAUUUUGCGUAGGAGGUUAAUAUUUAGCUAUGCAGUCAGUGAAGAAUGAAAGCAACUGAUGCUGCGGUCAAAAAACACGUUUUAAGAUAUUCAACACUCUACUACCAUCUGGCUAAGUGGAUAGUGCACCCCCCUAAUUUGUCAUGUUUCGUGUGUCACAUUAAAAAAAAAAAAUGGAUUGGACACUCGGAACUUGACCACAGUUAUUAUCAAAUGUAAACAAAAAAAUCGAUUCACAUUCAAAUCGUGAUUAGUUUUCUCAUUUCUAAAUCAGUAUCAAUAAAAACAAAAUAAUUAUAUAUAUAUAUACAUAUAUAUAUAUAUAUAUAUAUAUAUAUAUAUAUAUAUACAGUAUAUAUAUAUAUAUAUAUAUAUAUACAUUUCUAAUAUAUAUUGUAAAGUUCUGGGCUUCACGGUGGCAGAGGGGUUAGUGUGUCUGCCUCACAAUACGAAGGUCCUGCAGUCCUGGGUUCAAAUCCAGGCUCGGGAUCUUUCUGUGUGGAGUUUGCAUGUUCUCCCCGUGAAUGCGUGGGUUCCCUCCGGGUACUCCGGCUUCCUCCCACUUCCAAAGACAUGCACCUGGGGAUAGGUUGAUUGGCAACACUAAAUUGGCCCUAGUGUGUGAAUGUGAGUGUGAAUGUUGUUUGUCUAUCUGUGUUGGCCCUGCGAUGAGGUGGCGACUUGUCCAGGGUGUACCCCGCCUUCCGCCCGAUUGUAGCUGAGAUAGGCGCCAGCGCCCCCCGCGACCCCGAAAGGGAAUAAGCGGUAGAAAUGGAUAUAUAUAUAUAUAUAUAUAUAUAUAUAUAUAUAUAUAUAUAUAUGUAUAUAUAUAUAUGUAUAUAUAUAUAUAUAUAUACACACACACACACGUAUGUAUAUAUAUGUGUAUAUAAUUAUACAUAUAUAAUUUUUGUAUAUAUGUGUGAAUAUAUAUUUAUUCAAACACACACAUAUAUAUAUAUAUAUAUAUAUGUGUGUGUGUGUUUGAAUACAUUUUUAAAAACAAACUUUUACCAACCUCGUCACGUCCGUUGUGUCCUGAGCAAGACACUUCACUCUUGCUCCUGAUGGGUGCUGGUUGGCGCCUUGCAUGGCAGCUCCCUCCAUCAGUGUGUGAAUGUGUGUGUGAAUGGGUAAAUGUGGAAGUAGAGUCAAAGCGCUAUACAAGUACAACCCAUUUAUCAUUUUAGGUAAUCUCUGUGCAACCAGUAGAGUGUUUCUACCUUCAAACUUGUUUUGAAAAAAAAUAAAUUUUAAUUAUUUUUCCAGAAUUGAUUCUGACUCAAAUGGUCACCCAAGGAAUCGGAAAUGGUAUCGAAUGGUUAAGUGUCCAAAAAGUCACGCACCUCAUUACUAUCAUGAAAUAUUGGUUCAGAUUUUAAAGGUUUUUUACCUUGUUCGAAAUCCAGUGGAACCUCCAAAGUGGAAUAUAAGCCGUUCUGUGACGCUGGUUGACUUCUGAGUUUUGAAUAACAUUCUACCAUUUUUUAAAGUCACACCAUUCUAAACAGAAAGUAGAUAAAUCAGCUUCUCUAGGACUUAACAGGAUUUCUUUUUGCAAUUGUUGCGUCCUAAAAAAAUUGACUUUACCGCAGCCUUUUUCAAAGGUUGCCAUGUUUUGAUUUACAAUAACAUUAAAUUAACUUGUUGCCAAUGUUUUUAGGUGUUUUUUCUAACUUUAACUUAAAAAAACAUACGGUAAAUGCAAUAAAAAAAUUAAAACAUUUCUAUAUUGAUGUUUUCUUUGUUUUAUAGCACAUAGAUCAUUGUCAAAAUGACUGUACUGUUUUAAUCAUAAUUAAUUGUAUUGAAUUAUAAUCACAGAAAGAAACCAUCAAAGACCUAUUAUUGCCCAAAGUCAGCACUGUCGUUGAAGACAUUCUUUGUGUAUGAUUAACGCUUAUAAAGUCUUUGUCCAUCAAAAACAUCCAUUCAUGUUCCAGCACAUUUACCUCCGCACAUUUUUUUUUUGCUGAUAAAUGACAGAUGAUGUCACACAUCAACAUCUCUAACAUGUACACACUGCCUCUUUACUAGGUCAGCAUUGCAAAACAGAGUAUGUUCUCACUGGCAAAAGUAAAUAUUUAUAAAUACAUGUUAAGUCGGAAGUCAGGUGCUAAGGCUUAGCACCAUACACAGAAACAGAAUCAAUAAAAUGCUGCUAUUUUGUUAAAUUUUGUUGUUUCUGCUUUUCUGUAGAAUAAGCAUGUUUUAAACGGUUGAACUGCACAUUUGAGACUGAUAAUAAAACAAACACAACAGAGAGAAAGCACAAUCAAUACUGUCGCCAAGUGGCAAUUUAUAGGAACUGCUGUGAUUAACAUGUGUAGCAUGUAAGAAGCGUACAGAUGCCAGCUCACAUAUGUAAUUGUUUUACUUUCAAUUGUGCCACUUUGUUCAUCUUUGGAGGUUUUACUGGGCUGGAAAUUAUGGACAUUUUUAAUGUAACAUUUCAGCGCAAUUUUUUUUAACGCGCUAAUGCAAAAAGCUCUUAUGCAAGACAAAAUGUAGACAAAAUACAUAUUAUAGAUGUUUAACGUUAACAGUAUGUUUUUAAUGCUAUUGUAUUCCUUUUUUGUGGGAAUGUUCAAACAAAAAUAUUGCCAAAGAAAAUGUUAAAAAACCCCAAAAGAAAACAGAUAAAAAUGUGAAAUUCUUUGGCCUUUUUUAAAAAAAAAUUUAAAUCAUGGGACAAAUUAUGAGUGCUUUCACGUCAAACUGACAAUUAACAACAAUUUUAACAUUGUUGCACAAUAAUGAUAAAGUCAAGCGUUAUGUUGCAGUGCUCAUACGUGGCCACUAGAUGCUGAAAUUACCACCAGCGUGGUCACUACGUCCUACUUUGUUGUAUUACAGAGAAACUCGAAGGAUGCAACGUGCCAUUUUACUUCUGUCUGACUCGCAGUAGCGCCUAGCCGUGUAGCUCCGCCCACCUAGCGCCCCCUAGUGUGUGUGUGUGUUGCCAGCGGUUUAGGUCAGCAUGGCGUGCUCCGUUUUUAGUUUAGUAGUAGAAACACGUGUGCUCCUCUUCCUCAUGGGUUUUCAUAGCUCUGUGUUGUCUUUUUAAUGUUUGUGGCUACUUAGCCACAAAUACCAUAUGUGGUAUGAAAAAAUAAAAUCAUCAAAAGAAAACUGUAGCCUGCUUCGACAAAAUCUUAACGCUUACUCUGAUUUGCUUCUGUUGUAUGCUGUAAUAGUUUGUUUAAGAUUUUAGUGAGGAAAACAAUGUCUGCAUUUAAACUAAAUUAUGGGAAUUAAAAUUACAAAGAACAUA
Molecule: messenger RNA, 12224 nt
Organism: Nerophis ophidion (straightnose pipefish)
Lineage: Eukaryota; Metazoa; Chordata; Actinopteri; Syngnathiformes; Syngnathidae
Gene: slc20a2
Product: solute carrier family 20 member 2
Exons: 11
Coding region: 1040-3223 (727 amino acids)
Biological process (GO): phosphate ion transmembrane transport
Cellular component (GO): membrane
Molecular function (GO): phosphate transmembrane transporter activity
Source: RefSeq, a predicted model, not a curated record